This is a messenger RNA of Archocentrus centrarchus (flier cichlid), 1407 nucleotides long. Its product is annotated as KATNB1-like protein 1. Gene Ontology annotation, molecular function: microtubule binding. Lineage: Eukaryota; Metazoa; Chordata; Actinopteri; Cichliformes; Cichlidae. Gene Ontology annotation, cellular component: nucleolus. The coding region runs from base 158 to 1048 and encodes 296 amino acids. The transcript is spliced from 10 exons. The record is from RefSeq and is a predicted model, not a curated record.
AUAGAGGGUGCACAGUCCAGCAGCUGAAUCAUGAAUAGGGUGCUUUAUUCGCUAAUGAUGGGCGGUAUCUACCACUGACUAGUUGCCAAUUGCACAAAAGAAUCAAAGGGAGUGUUUAACUGCCCUAUCACUGUUUAGAAAAGGAGAGCAAGAGAUAAUGGACUCGCACACAGAAUAUACUGAGAGCCAAAGUGCUGAGGAUCCCGAUGCACCACAGUACAGAGUGAGCUAUCCCAAAGGGAGAAACACAAAACAAGUGGAUGAUGACGCAAAUGAAGACUUCAACAAAAAGAGAUACCCGGUUAGUCGCUCUGCGAACAACCCAGGCAGAGUGAAGCGGGUAGUAUCAUGUAAAAGGAAGACUCAUCAUUUGACUGUGGCUCGGAGGAAGCAGCUUGGGUCCGGGAGGACUUGUGAUGCCGCAAACAAAGAAAACAAGACGAACACACAGGAGGAUAUUUUCAAUAUGGACUCUUGGGAGUUCCCACUUCAUGUCACUAAUAACCACAGGACUAGUAGAAGUGAAUCUGAAGAGGCUGAGUACUGUGCACUGACUGAGCUCACAAGGGAUCAUAACACAAUGACUGAUGUGCUUUUUGGACGAAAUCUAAGACUGAAAGUGGCUUUAACAUUGUGGCAGAGAAAUGUUGGAGAGUUGUUGACAUACUUUCUGAGAAUCCAAGACACUGGGGUGUUUGUUGACUUUCUCCCCCUCAUAAGCAAAUGCAUUGAUGAGGAUUCUCCAAAGAUAACUAUUGGCUGUUGUGUCGACCUUUUUCCUUUAGUUAGCAAAAUCCUCAGGAGUCCAUAUGAAGAGCAUCUUAUUGUUGGCUUAAAGUGGAUACAUUCAGUUUUAAAACACUGGUGGGAGGAUCUGAAAGCAAGCAGCUUCAGCGGAUCAACAAAUCCUCUGUUGGAUGAAAACUUUAAAGUCUUUAAUCAGCAGUUAUGGGAGUUUUGGCAACAGGAACCUUUCUUGAAGUCUGUUCCAGGGCCUGCAGGAGACAUGGCAAAGGCCAUCGAGUCCGUCAUUUCUCAACUCACUUGACAGCACUGAAGAUCCAGAACACGUCGCUGAAAGUGUUAUUUAUAGCUGCCAUUGUUUGCAGUGAGUGGUUCUUACUGUGGGGCUGGAUGUAUUUGCAGAGCAACUUAAGCAUUAAUUAAAGAACUGAGCAAUGGGCACAACAGCAAUGCAAUGGUGUGACGAGGUUGAUUUGCAUAACUGUCUCUCUGGUGGCAAAGUAGUAAAUAAUUGUCCAGCUUUUCAUAGAACUUGAAGAUUUUGAUCAAUGUAAGAAUGAAUGAUUUCUGUUUCUUGUAUCUGUUCUUAAGUCAAUGAUUAAUACAUUUUGUAAUUUGUGAUUGAUAUUGUAAUAAUAUGUUACAAAAAAUAAACAUGCUUCC